GCUGUGUAGCGGGGGUAUACAUGGGAAGCUGUGGGACUCGGCAUCUCCCAGGUUCCAGUGUCCUGUCUGGGACAAACCCAAUCCAGGGAGCAGAGGCAGGAAUGUGACAUUGUGCCACAGCCUAGGCCCUCAAGCAGCCAAGGCUUGGUGUGGGGAGGGGUGGUGCACCUGAGGGACUGUGGUGGGGUGCAGCAGCCAUACAGGAAGAUGGAGCUGCCCUUAAGGCUCCAACUGGGACCACUGAACCCAACCAGGGCAGUGGGGAGCCACAGUGGCCAGUGGAGCCUUUAAGAGGUGCUGGUGAAUCGGGGAAGAGCACCAUUGUGAAGCAGAUGAAGAUCAUCCAUGAAGAUGGCUACUCGGAAGAGGAAUGUCGGCAGUACCGGGCGGUGGUCUACAGCAACACCAUCCAGUCCAUCAUGGCUAUUGUUAAAGCCAUGGGCAACUUGCAAAUUGACUUUGCCGAUGCCUCCCGCAAUGACGAUGCCAGGCAGCUGUUCGCACUGUCGGCCGCCGCCGAGGAGCAGGGUGUGCUCCCUGAGGACCUGUCGGGCGUCAUCCGGAGGCUCUGGGCUGAUCAAGGAGUGCAGGCCUGCUUUGGCCGCUCACGGGAGUACCAGCUCAACGACUCGGCCGCCUACUACCUGAAUGACCUAGAGCGCAUCGCCCAGAGUGACUACAUCCCCACGCAGCAGGAUGUGUUGAGGACCCGAGUGAAGACCACGGGUAUCGUGGAGACGCAUUUCACCUUCAAGGACCUGCACUUCAAGAUGUUUGAUGUGGGUGGCCAGCGGUCAGAGCGGAAGAAGUGGAUCCAUUGCUUCGAGGGCGUCACAGCCAUCAUCUUCUGCGUAGCCUUGAGUGCCUACGACUUGGUGUUGGCUGAGGACGAGGAGAUGAACCGCAUGCAUGAGAGCAUGAAGUUGUUCGACAGCAUCUGCAACAACAAGUGGUUCACGGACACGUCCAUCAUCCUCUUCCUCAACAAGAAGGACCUGUUUGAGGAGAAGAUCACCCACAGCCACCUAACUAUCUGCUUCCCCGAGUACACAGGGGCCAACAAAUACGAUGAGGCAGCCAGCUACAUCCAGAAUAAGUUUGAGGACCUGAAUAAACGCAAAGACACCAAGGAGAUCUACACGCACUUCACGUGCGCCACCGACACCAAGAACGUGCAGUUCGUAUUUGACGCCGUCACCGACGUCAUCAUCAAGAACAACCUGAAGGACUGCGGCCUCUUCUGAGGGACAGGGCCUG
Messenger RNA from Ochotona princeps (American pika), 1257 nucleotides. RefSeq names its product G protein subunit alpha i2 (gene GNAI2). Lineage: Eukaryota; Metazoa; Chordata; Mammalia; Lagomorpha; Ochotonidae. Gene Ontology annotation, biological process: adenylate cyclase-modulating G protein-coupled receptor signaling pathway; gamma-aminobutyric acid signaling pathway. The coding region runs from base 333 to 1244 and encodes 303 amino acids. The record is from RefSeq and is a predicted model, not a curated record. Gene Ontology annotation, cellular component: heterotrimeric G-protein complex. The transcript has 8 exons. Gene Ontology annotation, molecular function: G-protein beta/gamma-subunit complex binding; GTPase activity; GTP binding.